AUGGCGAGUUUCAAUGGGAAGGAGAUUCCAGUCUGUUACGCCUCGUGCUCUAUAGGACACGAUGGUUCUAAGCAUACGCUCCCAGCCAAGUUGCAGACUCUCGCCACUGCUGGAUUCGAUGCUAUCGAGCUCUCAAUGCCCGACAUUCUCGCGUACGGGCGAGAGAUCUCCCAGACCAAGGCAGAUAUUGAUCCAAAGGAUUACAAAACACUUCGAUCAGUUGCAACAGAGAUCGGGAAAAUGUGCGAAAAAGAAGGCUUGAAAGUCUUGAUGCUGCAGCCGUUUGCCAACUUUGAGGGCUGGCCUAAGGAUAGCAAAGAAAGACGAGAUGCUUUCGAGAGAGCCAAAGGGUGGAUGAGCAUAAUGGAGGCAGUCGGAACAGAUAUGCUUCAGAUUGGAUCAUCUGAUGCUGAGGGCAUCUCGCCUAGUUUUGACGACCUGGCGGCUGAUCUAGCUGAGCUGGCAGACAUCUUUGCGGAGAAAGGGCUUCGAAUCGCAUACGAAAACUGGUGCUGGGCCACUCACGCUACGACGUGGAAGGAUGUCUGGGAUAUUGUCAACAAGGCCGACAGGCCCAAUCUGGGGUUGUGCCUCGAUACUUUCCAGAGCGCAGGGGGGGAAUGGGGCAGCCCGACGAUGAAAUCUGGACGAAUCGAAAAUAUCAGUACACAAGAGUUGGACAAGAGAUGGAAGACCAGUUGCGAAGAGCUCUCAAAAACAAUUCCUCCGGAGAAGAUAUUCUUACUGCAGAUCUCAGAUGCAUAUAAAAUGGAGCCACCGUUGGACGACAAGCCAGAUGACAGCGGAUUGAGGCCUCGAGGCCAGUGGAGCCACGACUAUCGACCACUUCCAUACGACGGGGGUUACUUGCCCGUGGAAGAUUUUACCCGAGCGGUGUUCAAUACCGGCUUCAGAAGCUGGGUGUCAGUGGAAAUAUUCGAUGGCAAGGGGCCACAGAAAUAUGGUGAUGAUAUGGGGCCAUUUGCAAAGAAGGCCUUUGAGGCGGUGCAUGCAUUGUUGAAGCAGGUCGGAGACACUACUUGA
This is a messenger RNA of Fonsecaea nubica, 1044 nucleotides long. RefSeq lists its product as hypothetical. The transcript is spliced from 2 exons. The coding region runs from base 1 to 1044 and encodes 347 amino acids. The record is from RefSeq and is a predicted model, not a curated record. Lineage: Eukaryota; Fungi; Ascomycota; Eurotiomycetes; Chaetothyriales; Herpotrichiellaceae.